This is a messenger RNA of Zea mays, 1587 nucleotides long. Its product is annotated as RING finger and CHY zinc finger domain-containing protein 1. Gene Ontology annotation, biological process: ubiquitin-dependent protein catabolic process; protein ubiquitination. Gene Ontology annotation, molecular function: ubiquitin protein ligase activity; zinc ion binding. The record is from RefSeq and is a predicted model, not a curated record. Bases 201 to 971 code for a protein of 256 amino acids. The transcript is spliced from 12 exons. Gene Ontology annotation, cellular component: nucleus. Lineage: Eukaryota; Viridiplantae; Streptophyta; Magnoliopsida; Poales; Poaceae.
AACUAAUUUCUCUGCUGCAAUGGCAUUGGAAGAAGGGCACAGUUAGCAAUCAAAGCGGUGGGCCUCCACGCCUCCAUGUCCCAUGACGUCGCUACUCUUCCGGGAUGGACCAAUAACAUUUUAUAUCUGGACGCCCCUUAUCGCCCUCGUUAUUUACAUCUCUGCCACCCUCCUCUCCGCCGUCGCCGCCGCCGCCGGGGAUGGGGGGAGCGCAAUUCCCCGGCGACAACGACGUCGCGGAAGUAGACGCGGCCCGCGACGGAGAGGUGGACCGCCGUGACGUGGGCAAGAUGAAGCACGGGUGCGAGCAUUACCGGCGGAGGUGCAAGAUCGUGGCACCGUGCUGCAACCAGGUGUUCCCCUGCCGCCACUGCCACAACGAGGCUACGGCUUCCGGAGAUAGGCAUACAAUAUGUCGUCAGGAUGUUGAAAAAGUAGUUUGCCUACUCUGUGAAACAAAACAGCCGGUGUCACAAGUGUGCAUAAGCUGUGGAGUCAAUAUGGGAGAGUACUUUUGUGAUAUAUGCAAAUUUUAUGAUGAUGAUACAGACAAAGGGCAGUACCAUUGCAUCGAUUGUGGCAUAUGCAGGGUUGGUGGCAAGGAAAACUUCUUCCACUGUGUGAAGUGUGGAUCCUGCUAUUCUGUUAUACUCCGUGAUAACCAUCAGUGUGUGGAGAACUCAAUGAGGCAGAAUUGCCCAAUCUGUUAUGAGUAUCUAUUUGACUCAUUACAAGGAACAAGAGUUCUUAACUGUGGACACACAAUGCACUUGACAUGUUUUGAAGAAAUGGUGGCGCAUAACAAAUACACUUGUCCAAUAUGCUCUAAAACAGCUCUUGAUUUGACACAUCAUUGGGAAAUGUUGGAUCAAGAGAUCGAAGCCACGAUCAUGCCUCUUGUGUAUCGCUACAAGGUAUUCUUUCCGGUAUUUGGGUGCUUUGCAACGAUUGCAACAAGGUCUCAGAGGUGAACUUUCACGUGAUUGGCCACAAGUGCAGCCACUGCAGAUCGUACAACACCCGAACAACAUCGCGCCCUGCAGAUUUAUCCGGAAGCAGCUCACCUUCAACAGACUCAUCCGACAACAACAUAUAGAGAAGAAACCAUUGACAGAGCCAAUAUGAUUGAAGAACCGGAGGAGGAAACAUUGUUUCGGGGCGUGCGUGCUUGCCAAACUUGAAGACUCCCAGCCGUUUAUUGGCCCUCAUCUUGUCUAGAUUCAGUUCAUUCCAUGAGUCUUUGCUGUUGUGGCAACUUCCAGCUUGCGCAUCGCUGGGUCAACAACCCACAUGGCCGGCGUAGCUGUCCCUUUGAAUCUUGUUCGCAGCCGUGAUUUUAUCACUGUGGAUGAAACGUAAUCACAUACUUACUGUAAUCUACUAUGGUUGAAGAUGUGUGCCCCCCUGACUCAUGCCUUGUGUGCUUGUGCUGAACUGUUUAUGAAUUCCCAUGCUGUUCCGUAACACUAUAUUGCCAUUUGUGUUUCCUUAUCUGUCAAGUACCGCCAAGUGUGCGGUGAAAUUGUAAUUAUUUGCAAUGAAUAGAAUCUUAUAUCUAUACCUAAUAAUAAAGACUCAACAUUUCUA